This is a messenger RNA of Labrus mixtus (cuckoo wrasse), 4537 nucleotides long. RefSeq names its product acyl-CoA synthetase long chain family member 6 (gene acsl6). Gene Ontology annotation, cellular component: endoplasmic reticulum; membrane. Gene Ontology annotation, biological process: very long-chain fatty acid metabolic process; long-chain fatty acid metabolic process; long-chain fatty-acyl-CoA biosynthetic process. The coding region runs from base 329 to 2497 and encodes 722 amino acids. NCBI's taxonomy places the organism in Eukaryota, Metazoa, Chordata, Actinopteri, Labriformes, Labridae. Gene Ontology annotation, molecular function: arachidonate-CoA ligase activity. The record is from RefSeq and is a predicted model, not a curated record. The transcript is spliced from 21 exons.
CUGUAAAGCCCUCUCGUUUCAGCAGGGGUGUCUACCAUUGCGCAGCGGCCAACUAGGUGAAGGAGGACAAUCCAGGAGGCGGAAGGAUGCUUCACUAGGCCGGGGGUCGGGGUCUGUUUCUCCAGUCAGCACGUUCCAACAGAACCCUGCUGGACAUCGCCAUCCCCAUCCCAGCUCCCCCACCGUGGUCUGUCUCAUAUAGUGUUGCCCCCCCCCCCCUCCCCCACUCCCCCCUCCUUAAUCUCCUAGAUUGUCGGCGACUUGCUGCAGUCGGUGCUGCAGUUUUGAGCCGCUCCUGCACCGGUUCAGCUGACUCAAUGAGAAAGACAUGCUCGCAUUCGUUUUGGUCUCUGGGUCGCUCUGGAUUAUAUUAGAGCUGAGUUCCACCCUGAUGGAAAAGAUGCAGGCCCAGGAGAUGAUGAGCGGCCUGAGAAUACCAGAGAUGGACGAGCUUGGUCAGUUCUUCCGCUCCCUGCCGACCUCCACGCUGGUGGGCAUCGGUGCUCUAACCGCUGUUUUGGCGUACUGGUUGGCCACCAGACCCCGGGCCAUCAAACCUCCCUGCAACCUGCUGCACCAGUCUGAGGAAGUACCGCAUGAAGGUGGAGGUCGCAGGUCGAUGAUGGGCGACAGCUCCAAGCUGCUGACACAUUACCACGACGAUGCCAGGACCAUGUACGAGGUUUUCCAGAGAGGUCUCCACAUAUCUGGUGACGGACCCUGUCUAGGUUCUCGACUCCCAAACCAGCCUUACAAAUGGAUCUCCUACAAAGAGGUGACAGCCCGAGCGGAGCAUCUGGGUUCAGGCCUCCUGCAUCAGGGCUGCCAGCCAAACCCCAAUCAGUUCAUAGGAGUGUUCGCCCAGAACAGGCCAGAGUGGAUCAUCUCAGAGCUGGCUUGCUACACUUACUCCAUGGUGGUUGUUCCUCUCUAUGACACACUGGGACCAGACGCAAUACGGUUUAUCAUUAACACUGCGGACAUCUCCACAGUAAUCUGUGACAAAGUAGAGAAAGCUCAGGUGCUUCUGGGUAAUGUGGAGAGGAAGGAGACUCCGGGCCUGCGGAGAAUCAUCCUGAUGGAUGCCUUCGACUCUGCCCUGGAAGAGCACAGCAAGAGCUGCGGCGUCCAUGUUCAGGCCAUGCAGGAAGUGGAGGCUCUGGGCAGAGAGAACUACAGAAAACCUAUACCGCCAGCACCAGAUGACCUAUCUAUUGUGUGUUUCACCAGUGGAACCACAGGAAACCCAAAAGGAGUCAUGCUCACUCAUGGGAAUGUGGUGGCAGAUUUCUCAGGCUUCCUCAAAGUAACAGAUAAAGUCAUUUUCCCCAACCAAGAUGAUUGCCUCAUUUCCUUCCUGCCUCUGGCUCACAUGUUUGAGAGACUGAUUGAGUCUGUAGUGUACUGUCAUGGAGGACGGAUCGGGUUCUAUCAGGGCGACAUCCGUCUCCUCCCAGACGACAUGAAGGCCCUGCGGCCGACCAUCUUCCCUGUGGUGCCUCGAUUGCUUAACCGCAUGUACGACAAGAUCUUCAGCCAGGCCAACAGCCCUUUGAAACGUUGGCUGCUGAACUUUGCUGCAAAGAGAAAAGGUGCAGAGGUCAGCAGUGGGGUCAUUCGCAGUGACAGCAUCUGGGACAAAAUCUUCUUCAGCAAGAUUCAGGCCAGCCUCGGAGGAAGGUUGAGGAUGAUUAUAACAGGAGCGGCUCCUACCUCACCCAGUGUGCUGGGAUUUCUCAGAGCAGCUCUUGGAUGCCAGGUUUACGAGGCAUAUGGCCAGACAGAGUGCACAGCUGGCUGCACCUUUACCACACCUGGAGACUGGACCCCAGGUCACGUCGGGGCUCCGCUGCCGUGUAACCUCAUCCGAUUGGUGGAUGUUCCUGAGAAGAACUACUUUUCCUCAAAGGGAGAGGGAGAGGUUUGUGUAAAGGGACCAAACGUGUUUAAAGGCUACCUCAAAGACCCAGAGAGGACAGCCGAGACGCUGGAUCCAGAGGGCUGGCUUCACACCGGAGACAUCGGAAAAUGGUUACCUAAUGGCACACUGAAGAUCAUUGACAGGAAGAAGCACAUCUUCAAGUUAGCACAGGGCGAGUACAUCUCCCCCGAGAAGAUCGAGAACAUCUAUAUUAGGAGUCAGCCUGUGGCACAGCUCUAUGUUCAUGGUGACAGCCUGCAGUCAUGUCUGGUGGGGAUUGUUGUUCCUGACCCUGAAGUUAUGCCUGAAUGGGCCAAGAAAAAAGGCAUAUUAGGCACCUACAAAGACCUCUGUAAAAACACGGAAUUGAAGAAGGCAAUCCUUGAAGAUUUGGUGCACCUGGGAAAGGCCAGUGGCCUCCACUCUUUUGAGCAGGUGAAGAACAUCUACAUCCACAAUGACAUGUUCUCCAUUGAAAACGGCCUCCUUACUCCGACACUAAAGGCAAAGAGGCCGGAGCUGAAGGAGUUCUUCAAGGGGAAGAUUGAACAACUCUACAGCAGCAUCUCCAUGUGAAUCCUGGCAGAAUUUAUUUUCAUUCUAGCAUCCUCACACUAAGAUCUGCUGCCGCAGGACAAAGAUGUGACACCUUAGAAGUAAAAUGCUUUGGGAAAGAAAGCCGAAUCUGGCCCUACUAUAGACGAUUAAAAAUGCAUAAAUCAAAUCAAAUAUUUAAGGUGAAAUAGUUGACACAUUGUUAUGUGGAUAGCCUUUUCAUGUAUGCAUUCACUGUGUCAUAAUUACAUUAAUGCAUAUGUUAAAAUGGACAUGAUUGAGCUUUUAGUCUGUAUUUGCGAUCACAUUCCAGUGUUGUACAGCAGAGGGCAGCAAAGCUUUAACAGUACAAAAUACAAAGCUCUGUCAGUUUGAAGCAGAGGAGGUGCAAUAUGUGACACUUUCAGCGCCAAGAUGAAAAACAAUCAUUUGUCCAAUCAAAGCUUUGAGAAUUGGAAAGAAGACUGGGCUUAACAUUCCUAACAAUGUUUAUACUCAGAGGGAACUUAAGUAUGAUUAAUAUAUGGUUAACUUAUGUUACUUUACUGUAAAAACUGAUGAAUGCAAGGUGGACAACUUGAAUUGCUUGAAAGUGUGCAAGAUUUUUACAGAUUACAUAUUAACAUCUACUGACUGUUCAAUGGUUUCUGGCUUUUUUAUUAUUGAAACAAAAGGUAAAAAGGUAAAAACAAAAUGUAAAUAUCUUAUUGAGUCUGUUAGUUUUUUACAGAUUUGUCAAAAAAGUGCUUCAGUUUUUGUUUUAAACAAUAGCAGUUAGGUUCGAUGGAAAAAUGAAUCCUUUAGUCCAUCCUUUAGUCUAAUGCCAGCAUCGAUUAAUUCUCAGUUGACCCAACCCCUGUAUCGUGAUUGGAUAAAUGAUUAUUUUUCAUUAUUACAUUGACAGGUGACAAAGCAGUCUUUUUAAAGUGUUUGUUUAGCACAGAAGAUGUAACUGCUUUCCAUUAGACAACACCGAUGUGCAAUACACCUCUUCACUUGGUUUUCUGUGUCAUCAUUUGAUUUAAUGUGGCAUGGAAAAGUUCAUCACAAUGAAAAACAUGUGUUUGUUUAGGAAACAAGCAAGUAUUUGUCCUUUUGACAUCUGUUUUUCAUGUAAUUAUCACACACUGAGUCCAUACAAAAGAAGGGAAAUACAUCAUACAAUGUAUGUUGUUUUUCACUUUUUUUGUUAUUUAUUUUAAUUCUGGUAUUUCUAUUGCUUCCUGAUUUUCCACCAAAACAAACCUUCAAAUGCUCUUUCCCCAGCACUAGAAACUCAUCAGCACCCUCAAUCUGCUUCUCUUCUCUCCUCCAUCAGUUCAAACCCACCAGCCAAACUUAACGUUUAUCCAGUUUUACGACAGCAAGCGUGAUGUCUUUGUUUAUAGUGUAGCUCAAGGAAAAAUCAAGAGCUGUGAUAAUGCUGACACCUUGUGGAAAACGGACUUAACUUCAGUCGCACACAGUUUAUUUUUUAUUUUAUUGAACAUUAAAUGGUUAUUAAACUUGUGUUAACCCAGACAUUGGGUAUUUAGACCAACAACACAUCCUCCUGUUUGAGGUCUAAAUAAGCCAAUAAGGUAGAGAGAGUAGCAGCUCCUGCCUUACAAAACACUGCUGUCCACUCUGUUCCAUGUGGAGCAUCUGAAUGUUUGGGCCACAUCACUAAACGCCAUGCAUUUACUCAUUCAUGAAGUGAUCUCUACGUGGCUACAAUCAGCAGUUAAGCAUGCAUGCUCCUUGUUUAUAUGGAGGAAUGGCCGUACUGUAACAAAAAUUAGAGAUCACAUUUUGCAGUUGGUUCAAUCACAACUUUCUUUACUUUCAUCUUUGCACAAUAGUAUGUCAGGUAAAAGAAAAAAAUAUAAUGCAAAACCAGGGCUCAGGGCAAUGCAUGCAGUUUGCCCUGUAAUGCUUGGACCGAUUGUAUCUGACUUGAAAAAUACAGAUAUUUUUUUGGCCAUUAAAAGCAGGAUGUAUGCAGCUACCCACAGCUACUGCUGCUAGUGCAAGGCUUUGUAAUGUAGGCAAAGCUGAUGGAUUUCACUAACUGAAGGAAAA